This is a messenger RNA of Laccaria bicolor S238N-H82, 201 nucleotides long. RefSeq lists its product as uncharacterized. The transcript has 2 exons. The coding region runs from base 1 to 201 and encodes 66 amino acids. NCBI's taxonomy places the organism in Eukaryota, Fungi, Basidiomycota, Agaricomycetes, Agaricales, Hydnangiaceae. The record is from RefSeq and is a predicted model, not a curated record.
AUGUCCUUCAUCUCUGCCGGUGCCGACGUCAUCUUCUACCAUGGAAUGACCCUGCAGCGCUUUGCGGAAUGGGACUCUGGAAACCGCUCUAGCUAUGCCACAUGCGCGGAGAACCCAAGACCAUCUUUCGGCUUUGCGCGAAAUCUUGGAAUUUGGGCCACUUUUCUUCUCGAAAACGUUAAGUGCAAUGUUGAAGGCUAG